UUGGCCUCGGCGGCAGCCGCACCAGCGCUCUGGAGAACGCCGGGACGCCCGCCGGGCCAGCCGGAGCGGGCGAUGGGGCCCGUGUGAGCGCGCCCAGGCCCGGCCCGGUGCCCGGCGGGCGGCAGCAUGUCCGCGGGCGGCAGCGCCAGGAAGAGCACCGGGAGGCCCUCCUACUACUACCGGCUGCUGCGGCGGCCCCGGCUGCAGCGACAGAGGAGCCGCUCCCGCAGCCGGACCCGGCCCUCCAGGGAGUCGCCCCAAGAAAGGCCGGGCUCCCGGCGCAGCCUGCCCGGCAGCCUCUCGGAGAAGAGCCCCAGCAUGGAGCCCUCAGCUGCUACACCCUUCCGGGUCACGGGCUUCCUCAGCCGCCGCCUCAAGGGCUCUAUCAAGCGCACCAAGAGCCAGCCCAAGCUGGACCGCAACCACAGCUUCCGCCACAUCCUGCCGGGGUUCCGGAGCGCCACUGCUGCCGCCACUGCCUCCUCCGCCGCGGACAAUGAGAGGUCCCAUCUGAUGCCGAGGCUGAAAGAGUCUCGCUCCCACGAGUCCCUGCUCAGCCCCAGCAACGCAGUGGACGCGCUGGACCUCAGCAUGGAGGACGACGUGGUCAUCAAGCCUGUUCACAGCAGCCUCCUGGGCCAGGACUACUGCUUCGAGGUGACAACGUCAUCAGGAAGCAAGUGCUUCUCCUGCCGGUCAGCAGCCGAGCGGGAUAAGUGGAUGGAGAACCUGCGGCGAGCAGUACACCCCAACAAGGACAACAGCCGGCGUGUGGAGCACGUCCUGAAGCUGUGGGUGAUCGAGGCCAAGGACCUGCCAGCCAAGAAGAAGUACCUGUGCGAGCUGUGCCUGGAUGACGUGCUCUACGCCCGCACCACGGGCAAGCUCAAGACGGACAACGUCUUCUGGGGUGAGCACUUCGAGUUCCACAACCUGCCGCCCCUGCGCACCGUCACUGUCCACCUGUACCGGGAGACCGACAAGAAGAAGAAGAAGGAGCGCAACAGUUACCUGGGCCUGGUGAGCCUGCCCGCCACCUCAGUGGCCGGGCGGCAGUUCGUGGAAAAGUGGUACCCGGUGGUGACGCCCAACCCCAAGGGCGGCAAGGGCCCCGGGCCCAUGAUCCGCAUCAAGGCGCGUUACCAAACCAUCACCAUCCUGCCCAUGGAGAUGUACAAGGAGUUUGCCGAGCACAUCACCAACCACUACCUGGGGCUCUGCGCGGCCCUCGAGCCCAUCCUCAGUGCCAAGACCAAGGAGGAGAUGGCGUCGGCCCUGGUGCACAUCCUGCAGAGCACGGGCAAGGUGAAGGACUUCCUGACGGACCUGAUGAUGUCGGAGGUGGACCGCUGUGGGGAGAACGAGCACCUCAUCUUCCGGGAGAACACGCUGGCCACCAAGGCCAUCGAGGAGUACCUCAAGCUGGUGGGCCAGAAGUACCUGCAGGACGCGCUAGGCGAGUUUAUCAAAGCCCUGUAUGAGUCAGACGAGAACUGCGAAGUGGACCCAAGCAAGUGCUCAGCCGCUGACCUCCCCGAGCACCAGAGCAACCUCAAGAUGUGCUGCGAGCUGGCCUUCUGCAAGAUCAUCAACUCCUACUGCGUCUUCCCGCGGGAGCUGAAGGAAGUGUUUGCCUCAUGGCGCCAGGAGUGCAGCAGCCGCGGCCGGCCGGACAUCAGCGAGCGGCUCAUCAGUGCCUCCCUGUUUCUGCGCUUCCUGUGCCCAGCCAUCAUGUCGCCCUCACUCUUCCACCUGCUGCAGGAGUACCCCGAUGACCGCACAGCCCGCACCCUCACCCUCAUCGCCAAGGUUACCCAGAACCUGGCCAACUUCGCCAAGUUUGGCAGCAAGGAAGAGUACAUGUCUUUCAUGAACCAGUUCCUGGAGCACGAGUGGACCAACAUGCAACGCUUCCUCCUGGAGAUUUCCAACCCCGAGACCAUCUCCAACACAGCCGGCUUCGAGGGCUACAUCGACCUGGGCCGUGAGCUCUCCAGCCUGCACUCGCUGCUCUGGGAGGCUGUCAGCCAGCUCGAACAGAGCAUCGUAUCAAAACUGGGCCCCCUGCCUCGGAUCCUAAGGGACGUCCAUACUGCACUAAGCACCCCAGGCAGUGGGCAGCUCGCAGGGACCAACGACCUGGCCUCCACGCCUGGCUCUGGCAGCAGCAGCAUCUCGGCCGGGCUGCAGAAGAUGGUGAUUGAGAAUGAUCUCUCUGGGUCCUCCGGGGUCCAGCCCUCACCUGCCCGCAGCUCAAGUUACUCGGAAGCCAACGAACCUGAUCUUCAGAUGGCCAACGGUGGCAAGAGCCUGUCCAUGGUGGACCUCCAAGACGCUCGCACGCUGGACGGGGAGGCGGGUUCCCCGGCGGGGCCCGACGCCCUCUCUGCCGACGGGCAGGCACCUGCAACUCAGCUGGUGGCUGGGUGGCCAGCCCGGGCAGCCCCAGUGAACCUGGCAGGGCUGGCCACAGUGCGGCGGGCAGGCCAGACGCCAACCACACCGGGCACCUCUGAGGGCGCACCAGGCCGGCCCCAGUUGUUGGCACCACUCUCCUUCCAGAACCCUGUGUACCAGAUGGCGGCUGGCCUGCCUCUGUCGCCCCGCGGCCUUGGCGACUCGGGCUCUGAGGGCCACAGCUCCCUGAGCUCCCACAGCAACAGCGAGGAGUUGGCAGCUGCUGCCAAGCUGGGAAGUUUCAGCAGUGCCGCCGAGGAGCUCGGGCGACGGCCGGGGGAGCUGGCGCGGAGGCAGAUGUCACUGACUGAAAAGGGCGGGCAGCCCACGGUGCCACGGCAGAACAGUGCCGGCCCCCAGCGGAGGAUCGACCAGCCGCCGCCCCCACCCCCGCCCCCGCCUCCUGCCCCCCGUGGCCGGACACCGCCCACCCUGCUGAGCACCCUGCAGUACCCGCGGCCCUCGAGCGGAACCCUGGCGUCGGCCUCCCCUGACUGGGCUGGCCCCGGAGCCCGGCUACGGCAGCAGUCGUCCUCCUCCAAGGGCGACAGCCCCGAGCUGAAGCCUCGCGCGGUGCACAAGCAGGGCCCUUCACCCGUGAGCCCCAAUGCCCUGGACCGCACGGCCGCUUGGCUCUUGACUAUGAACGCGCAGUUAGAAGACGAGGGCCUGGGCCCAGACCCCCCCCACAGGGAUAGGCUAAGGAGUAAGGAGGAGCUCAGCCAAGCAGAAAAGGACCUGGCAGUGCUGCAGGACAAGUUACGAAUCUCCAACAAAAAGCUGGAGGAGUACGAGACCCUGUUCAAGUGCCAGGAGGAGACGACGCAGAAGCUGGUGCUGGAGUACCAGGCGCGGCUGGAAGAGGGUGAGGAGCGGCUGCGCCGGCAGCAGGAGGACAAGGAUAUCCAGAUGAAGGGCAUCAUCAGCAGGUUGAUGUCUGUGGAGGAGGAGCUGAAGAAGGACCACGCAGAGAUGCAAGCAGCUGUAGACUCCAAACAGAAGAUCAUUGAUGCCCAGGAGAAGCGCAUUGCCUCCCUGGACGCCGCCAACGCCCGCCUCAUGAGCGCCCUGACGCAGCUCAAAGAGAGGUACAGCAUGCAGACCCGUAACGGCCUCUCCCCCACCAACCCCACCAAAUUGCAGAUUACUGAGAACGGCGAGUUCAGAAACAGCAGCAAUUGUUAACCUGCCCGAGGCGAGGGAGGACUGGUGGCCCGGGGCAGGGCCUCCGCCUGGGGAGGAGCACCCCACAGUUGCAGCCCCAGCGCGGGGGGCAAGAGGCUGAGGCUUAUCUCCCCGUGCCCUCCGCCCGCGGUCCAGGAGGCGGCCACAGAGGGAGCAGAGACCGACGCGGCGGGAGCCCGCCCCCCUCUCUUCCGGCCCAAGAAGCGUGUUGGGUGCAGGCCGAAGAGACUGCACGUGGGGAGUGGGACAGCCUGGUGGGAGCAGGGGGCCAGCCAAAACACGUCUCUGUUGGUUAUUGAAUUUGGUGUGUGUCACCUUUCCUUCUUUAUCUGGCCAAGUGCAUGUACCCCCCACGCUCCCCAGGGAGGGAGCUGCCCGGAGAGGUGUGGGAUGAAUGAGCUAGGGGCCCAGGUUCCCUGGCAGCCAGGCCCCUGCCCUGUGGGACCUGCCCCCUCAGUUCCAGGAGCUGACAGGUCGGUCAGCAGGCGGGGAGAGGGUGGGGAGGACGGAGCUGCCAGAGUUCCGUGCCCCUGCCUGGCUGGGUACCUGCCACCGCAUGCAGCCUGUCGGGGACCCUUCCCGCUGUGAGGAACCGAAGAUUGACCCCAUACCUGUUCUCACACUCCUGCUUUCCCCUUCCUCCCUUGUUCUGCCAAAAAGAUCCAGGGAGGCUCACGGCUCUGUCUUCUGGGCCCUCACGCCUCCCUUACUUGCCACCCAGGCCCAGCCUGCUGCUCUGGGGCCCCCAAAGCCAAAGACCUGGGCAGAGUCGGCCCAGACGGCACUCUGCGUGCUGCAUGCCCUUCUGUGACCCUGCAGGGAGUGGCCGCUGUUGCUCACCCUGAGACAAAGGCUGAUCUUCCUGAUUGAUGGUUAAAAAAUUCUAAUGCCCGCGGGCCCUGAGAAGGUGGAUAACUGUGAUUUUUUUUCCUUUCACAGUAUGCAUUAGAAACAAAAGCCCGCUUGCUCGCUUGCUGGAACACAGGGGCCUUUUAAAUUGAGCGUGCGCACUGCAUGGGAAAUAGCGGCCCUGGAGGAUGUUAGACUUGCUCCCUCUCCAAGACAGCAGCGGCCUGCACCAGGCCCCGUGUGUGCGGCCGGCCUCCUCCUCACCCUUCCCGGGCCCCCAGCCAAGGACCCAGGCGCUGCAGACAGGCAAGGGGCACACCCCACAGCUGGGGCCGGUUUUCCUCAGCUCUAGGCUGUUCUGUAGCUUUUCAGCCCUCCCCGCCCCCGCUUGUGGGACCUAGGUGGGCAGGAGCCUGGGUCUCUCUGUGCCUCCCUGUUCCCAGCUCCAGCCCUGGGUACAAGAGCUGGGACAUUUGCCCCGCAGCAGAGUCAGGGCCUAUCCAGAGCCAACCCUCUGCUCAGCCUCAGGAAGCAGAGGAGACCCUUGGAAAGAGCGCCGAGCCCUUCCUGCCCCCGGGGCUGGAGACGUGCUGCCCCGGUGCCACAGAGCCCACCAGCAGGGGUGUGCAGGAGGCCCAGACCACACCGCACCCUGUCCUGGGCCCGUGCUUGGGGAUGGGCUCUUAGAUGAAACCUGCAGUUCAUUUAGGCCAGAGACAUGCUGGUGGGGCGAGGGCGGCCCCCGAGGGUCACAGACCUCAGGAAGGAAAGCCGUGGGGGCUGCGGCCCUACUCCCCCUCGUGGUCUCACAGUCAGGGCCUGGCCCCCGGGAGGCCUCUGUCAGUCUCGUCCCCCCACUGCCCAGUGAGCCCUCCCCUCCUCCCCAGCCCACUCCUCUCCCGCCGAUGCCUCGUACAGCAACCGUGGACUGAGCACGUCCUAGCAAUACAGGGGGAGGUUCCCAGGGCCCGACAGCAGGGCGCAGGGGGCCAGUGGCGGUCAGAGCUGGCAGCCCUUGGCUGGAUUGUGAGCUCUCAGGCCGAGAACCUUAUUUACCUAGUGCAAAAACUGUAAAAGUGUACAGACUCUUCACAGAUUUUUAUCUGAAUUGCAAGUCUGACAAUUUUUGUAAAUGUUCUUGGUGUUUGACUGUAAUGUAACUAUUUCACCUAAUGGUUGUACAUAGUCCUUUAGUCCUGGUGCUGCCGAGGGCUGCCUGGGACCGCUGCUCUCCGAUGGUUUGUAUUUUAUUUUUUAAUCUAGAGAACAGUAUUGGGCAGGAAGAAGAGGUUUGGGAUUUGGGUGUUGGGGUUUUGGCCCUGCCCAUGGCAUUUAUUUGUUUGCUUUGCAGAAGUGCUGUCUGUGUGGGGGUGAUGGGCACACAUGCCCUGGCUGGGCCGGCAAAGGGGGCUCCUGCCCGGGCCACACAGAACCUGUGUCUUGGUGUUGGAUGCUGCCAGCAGGCAGGGCCUGGAGGGCGGGGGAGUGAGAGAAGGCAGUCCCUGCCCGGGGAGGACCAAGGUCCCAGCCCAGACUGCUGGAGCAAGCUCUGCCCUCCUUUGCCAACACAGAGGCCUGACUCUUGUGCUUCACUUUUAUGUUUAGGGUGAAGGAAACUGCCAAACUUCCUAUAAGUGAAGACUUUUUCCAACUGCCCAGUAAGGGGGUGGGGAACCGAGGCCAGAGCUCCACACCCCCCCACCUCCACCCUUCAGAGCGUCUGCCUGGGGUGCACUGCUCUCUCUCCCACCCCGUCCGUCUGCGGAAGGCAGACUGUCCAGGGAAACAGCCCCUUUUCUACACACUCGGCUCCAGAGCCGUCGCAGCCCCCACACCACUUCCCUGCUCCCCCUUUUGUAAGUAUGUGAAAAGAACAAAACUGCAAAUGUUGGAGUCUUGGCUGGACUCUCCCUCCAGCUGUGACUUUUAACUGUGUAAUAAUGUACAGAGAAAGUUGGUGUUCUAAGACUGUGGCUGUGCAAUUUCUGUACAUUUGCAAUUAGAAAUAUUAAAGAUUUAUUUAGCUAU
Messenger RNA from Rhinolophus ferrumequinum (greater horseshoe bat), 6519 nucleotides. It is a transcript of the gene DAB2IP, whose product is annotated as DAB2 interacting protein. Bases 127 to 3642 code for a protein of 1171 amino acids. NCBI's taxonomy places the organism in Eukaryota, Metazoa, Chordata, Mammalia, Chiroptera, Rhinolophidae. Gene Ontology annotation, biological process: regulation of GTPase activity. The transcript is spliced from 16 exons. The record is from RefSeq and is a predicted model, not a curated record.